AUGCCUGCAAAGAUUGACACGGAACUCAACCUGCGAUUCUUGUACAUCUGCUUCAAGCAUUCAAAUUUCAGUACGGUCGACUUCCAUGAGGUCGCUUCCUACUUCCAGAUCAAGGCUCCGGCUGCUCGCAUGCGCUUGAUGCGUCUUCGUCAAGCACUGGAAGCAGAGUCUAGCAGAGAAGGCUUCAGAGAAAAGGACCGAAAGCGCCGACUCAAUCCGUUCAAAGCCAAGGACAAGAUGUACAACUUUGAUGGCGAAGAAGAUGACGACGACGAGUCUCUGGACGAUGUGCCACUGAUGCAACGCCUUCGGGCACGCCUGAUGCGCAUCAAGCGUGAGGAGGGAUCGAUGAUCAAGAAUGAGGACGGUACAUUGAUCAAGGAUGAAGACACUGAAAUGAUCAAGAGUGAGGAGGACGGAUUCUGGGGCAAGAAGGAAGAGGGUAUCGAUGAGCAGGACGACACGAACAUGGCCAAAGCCGGACUUGAUGAGUAUGGCCGCGCACCGAAGAGCGAGAUCAAAGAUUCUCGUUCCGAUCUUCAAACUCAGGAGAUGCCCAUCGGCACGGAAGGCGCUCUAGGACCUGGAAACAUCCCCUCUGUUGCGGCUGCUCAUCACACAACUCCAUACAUCCGCCUACCUCAUAUGGCAAUUGGUCCGCAAUGCAAUGACUAUGGCUAUGGAAGCGGCCAGCACACAUCAACUCAUCUUGCCAACUUCCGCGCCUACGGUCCUGCAAACACUUCUGUUCCCUAUACCCGCGAGCACAACGACAGUGUCAAGCCAGAACACGUCGACGACAACAGAUACUCUACAUCCUUCAACGGCUACAACCCUAUCCCAAGUCCUGACGUCUUCAACACCUGUGCACCAGCCAAGCUGGAGAACACAUACCGCAACGCCCGUGUCACACCUCCCUCUGGUCAUGACUCUUCAUUCCGCCUCGACAUGUUCAAUGCAGCUUUGACCAACCCUGUGACUCCUGGAGUUGAGGCCAGGCUUAGACAGGAGUACAUCGAUCCUGUCAUGGAAUCACCAACCGUCAAGGAUGACAUUUCUGAGACUGCAUCUGACAAGUUCUAUCCCUCGCCCGUCGCACGCCAGGCUUACCAGAACCAUAACUUGGGAUAG
Messenger RNA from Aureobasidium namibiae CBS 147.97, 1131 nucleotides. RefSeq lists its product as uncharacterized. The record is from RefSeq and is a predicted model, not a curated record. Lineage: Eukaryota; Fungi; Ascomycota; Dothideomycetes; Dothideales; Saccotheciaceae. Bases 1 to 1131 code for a protein of 376 amino acids. The transcript has 2 exons.